GUAACCGGAUGUAUUCAGCAGCUGAUGAUCCAACAUGGAGGAGAAGUCAUCGGGACCCGGGGACAGAACCGGGACCGCGGCUGAGAAGCUGCGGCUCCUCCGGCAACAGGAGCUGGAGCUCUGGAGGAAGAACGCGCCGCGGCUCCGGAGAAGGAACCUGAUCACCGGCCUGGGCAUCGGAGCCUUCGUGGUGGGGAUGUUCACUUACACCAUCCUGUCGGUGAAGCAGGAGAGAAUCGUGGAGGAGCUGGAUGAAGAGUCCAGGAUCCGGAUCUACCGAGGACCUCGUACUGGAGCCAACUCCUGAGCUGCUGGGGAUCAGCACCUGUGACAUCACAGCCACUCUAACUUAUUUAACAAGGACGAACUCACUAUGUUUCUUUUCUGUUUGGGUUUCAUAAAACUCACAAAUGAAAUCAA
This is a messenger RNA of Hippoglossus stenolepis (Pacific halibut), 420 nucleotides long. Its product is annotated as cytochrome c oxidase assembly factor 3 homolog, mitochondrial. The record is from RefSeq and is a predicted model, not a curated record. The transcript has 2 exons. Gene Ontology annotation, cellular component: mitochondrial inner membrane. The coding region runs from base 35 to 307 and encodes 90 amino acids. Gene Ontology annotation, biological process: mitochondrial respiratory chain complex IV assembly. NCBI's taxonomy places the organism in Eukaryota, Metazoa, Chordata, Actinopteri, Pleuronectiformes, Pleuronectidae.